AUGGAGAAAGGGGGAGUAGGCUUUCAUAUUCUGAAAGUGAACUUUCGACAGGUCCCGCCAGUGGCUUCAGAAGCCAGCCAGCCAGCUGAGCCCCCGUUCUUGGAGUCCCCUGGAGCAACGGAAGGGCGGGGACCCACACCCGGAACGACCGCGGCCCCAGAGUACCCCAUCGCUGCCUUUCCAGCCUGGCAGCCAGAUGCCACGGGCCAAACCUUCUUCCCGGACUGUCACUACCACUGCCUGGAUGCCAAGAAUUACCACCUCCAGCCGGCGGGGGCAGCGUAUGGCAUGAUGAACCCCUUCCCCUCCAUGGAAACUGGCGUUUACGGGGGCUCAGGGCCUGGAGGGGCCGAGGAAGCGUAUGGUUCUAAAAUGACACCGGUAUUGGAUUAUGAGAAGUCAAUCGCUGAACCCCAAGGCUCCAACCUCUACCCGCUUCCUGGGGACACCUGGAUAGAGCCAGGAGGACAGAAUACCUCUUGCUCCCUUCCCUCUGAGAAUUAUCCAGCCACUUUGGUGGAGAUUGAUCCAGGGGAGCUGGCCCAGGCUCGGGCGAAGAUCCGGAAUAUGGAGCUAGCACAGCUGCUGCAGCAGGACGAAGACGGGGACAUGCUCCUCCAUCUGUUUGUGGCCCAAGGCCUCCGCCCGCUGGCUUACGCCGCAGCUGAGCUGCUCCGAGACUGCGGGCAGCUGGAUGCCAAAGAGCACCGGGGGAAGACUCCACUGCUCGUGGCGGCUGCAGCAAAUCAGCCAGGAAUUGUGAAAGACUUGAUCACGCUGGGAGCUGACGUCAACGCGGUGGACCAGAAGGGCCAGACCGUGUUGCACUUCGGCGCCACCUAUGGGCUGCCCAGUGUCAUUGCUGCCGUUAUGAUGGCCGGUGUGUCUGUCAACGUGGAGGCCAGAAAUUUCGAAGGUCUGACCCCCUUGCACUGUGCCGUCCUCUCUCACAACACGGCCUUCCAGGCACAGGGCAUGGAGCCGUUGCCUCAGCACCGCCUGCCGGAUCUACUGCUCUGCCUCCAGCUCCUCCUGCAACUCGGGGCUGACUAUAAGAGCCAGGACCUGAAGAGCAGCAAGACUGUCCUGCAUUUGGCUGUCCAGGCUGCAAACCUGCCUCUCGUCCAGUUCCUUCUCCAGCUGCCCGAUCCCCAGAACUUCGUCAAUAUGAAGGCCCAUGGGAACACGGCCCUGCAUAUGGCCGCCGGGCUCCACAAGCACCCCUUGCAGAAGCAGAUUGUGCUUCUGUUGCUGCAUCACUGGGCCGAUCCCACGGCCCGGAACCUGGAGAACGAGCAACCCGUCCACCUGCUGGCUUCAGGGCCGGCCGCCGAGGAGCUGCGCCAGCUGCUCCGGAGCCGCCGCCCGGGCGCUGCCGGGCUGACUCCUCUCCUGUCUGGUCCGUGA
Molecule: messenger RNA, 1407 nt
Organism: Euleptes europaea (tarantolino)
Lineage: Eukaryota; Metazoa; Chordata; Lepidosauria; Squamata; Sphaerodactylidae
Gene: NFKBID
Product: NFKB inhibitor delta
Exons: 11
Coding region: 1-1407 (468 amino acids)
Biological process (GO): regulation of gene expression
Cellular component (GO): nucleus
Molecular function (GO): protein binding
Source: RefSeq, a predicted model, not a curated record